Molecule: messenger RNA, 3013 nt
Organism: Echinops telfairi (small Madagascar hedgehog)
Lineage: Eukaryota; Metazoa; Chordata; Mammalia; Afrosoricida; Tenrecidae
Product: probable E3 ubiquitin-protein ligase HERC6
Exons: 22
Coding region: 33-2864 (943 amino acids)
Molecular function (GO): ubiquitin-protein transferase activity
Source: RefSeq, a predicted model, not a curated record
CGUCUCCUGCAGGGGCUCCGUCGCAGAGCCAGAUGUACUUGUGCUGGGUCGCGGGCUCCAGGGGUCCCCUGCACCAGCAGGUGGCUGGCACCCAGAGACUGCGGCAGGCGGCCUCCGGGGAGCGCCACUCGCUGCUGCUGCUGAGUGAUGGCACUGUCCACGCCUGGGGUGACAACUCCAAGGGCCAGCUGGGCCAGAGAGGCGAGACACACCGUAAGCAGCCAGGACCGAUUCGGGCAUUGGAAACUCUGAAUGUGGAUCUCCUGAGCUGUGGGAGGGAGCACUCCUUGGCAGUUUGUCACAAAGGAAGGGUCUUCGCGUGGGGAGCUGGUGCCGAAGGACAGCUGGGAAUUGGAGAAUUUAAGGAAAUAAGUUUCAUCCCUAAGAAAGUAAAUGCUUUGGCUGGUAUAAAAAUAAUACAGGUUUCCUGUGGACAUCACCACUCCCUGGCAUUAUCACAAGCAGUGCAGAGCUACAAGCCUCGCUCAAUUGGCGCUCUAAAGAACCUAGGUGUGACUUAUAUCAGCUGUGGCUAUGAGCACACUGCAGUGCUUACCCAGGAUGGUAAGGUGUUUACAUUUGGAGACAAUAGCUUUGGACAAUUGGGUCACAACUGCACAGCUGAGAAGAGAGGCCCACAACCUGUGGAAGGAAUUGAUGGCCUCGUUUCACAGAUAGACUGUGGAUGCUACCACACCAUUGCAUAUGUCUACACCACUUGUCGAGUGCUAUCUUUCGGCCAUGGACCAAGUCACACAAGCAGCUCAGCUCGUCCGGACGCCCUGACAAAUAACUUCCAUGUCAGCUGCCUGAUUUCUGCUGAUGAACUUGCAAAUGCUCACAUCAAACACAUUUUUGCUGGGACAUAUGCCAACUUUGUAACACUGUAUCAGGAUACUGCUUCCCCGAGUGUUUCCAGGAAACUCCUGCCAGAAAUCAUCCGCAUUCACCCGCCCCUGGCAGAAAAAUGGAUAACCGUGGAAAGAGGAAGCAGUCAAUAUGAAGUGGCUAAGAGUGAAAUCAAAAAGAUAUUUUCAUCUCCUGCUUGUCUGACUGCAAGUUUCUUAAAGAAACGAGGAACUGAACAAAGAGUUUCCACUGGCGUGGACUUAAAGAUGGCAAGAAAAACCUUCAACAAAUUAGUAAAAGAAGAAUGGAUUUCUUUCCUGAUGAUAACAUGUCUCAGAGAUGACCUGCUAAGGAAUCUUCCAGUGCGUUCUCCACACCAAGAAGCAUUAGAAGUUUUCCUCCUGCUCCCAGAAUGCCUUGCGAUGCAGGAUUCUUACAACUGGAAGAGCCUGGUGGUUCUAUUUGCAGAGGCUAUGUGUGAAAUGAGCGACAAGUCUUUAGGCGUCCUGAAGAAAUGUUGGGCAUCUUUGCAUGAAUCUUCUCUGAAUACAUUAGUCCAGAUGCUUAAAAAGACCAUCAUCUCUCAAUUGGAUUGUUGGACUGAAACCAGGCACGGCGAUGCUAAAGUUCUUCUAAGAGUGAUGAAAGAAGUGUAUAAGGUCAACAAAGCUAAUUCCCGACUGCCUGAAAAUGCUUUCCACAUAGAUGAACUCUCCACUCUUCUCAACUUUCCUUGGGACAGAAGAAAACUUUACUUACGGAAUGCAGGGCUGGUACCAGAAGAAAGUGGCAGAGCAGUUAUUUUCAGUGAAUUUCCAUUUGUAUUUAAUUUUGUCUCUAAAAUGAAAUUACUGGAAGCUGAUUCAUUUCUUAAAAUGCAAGGGCUAGAAAACAUAGCAUACCAGAAUCGGAUGCAAAUGAUUUUACAAAGAAGCAAUGAGUUUCCUUCACCGCCCAAAUUUAAACUUAGAGUCAGACGGGAUCACAUGGUUGAGGAUACUCUUCGACAAUUAAGAAAAGCUGAAGACUUGGACCUUAACAAAUCCUUAGUGGUUGAAUUUAUGGAAGAGAUUGUUUCUGUGGGCCAAGGAGUCAAGUCGGAGUUCUUCCUCUGUGUGUUUGAAGAGAUGAUCCAGCCAGCUUAUGGAAUGUUUGUGUAUCCUGAAGACGGCUCCUGCAUGUGGUUUCCGGUCGAACCUGAAAUUGAAAAGGACAGAUAUUUCCUCUUUGGCAUAUUGUGCGGCCUCUCCUUAUUCAAUUUAAAUGUUGCCUACCUUCCUUUUCCACUGGCUCUGUUUAAGAAACUUUUGGGCCAAAUGCCAACUCUGGAAGAUUUAAAAGAACUAAGUCCCGUUUUGGGGAAGAGUUUGCAAGAGGUCCUCCAUGAUGAAGCUGACGACAUUGCAGAAGAACUCUGCCUACAUUUUUCCAUAUAUUGGGACAAAAAACAUGUUGAUUUAAUUCCAAAUGGGAUUUCUACAGCCGUGGACCAAACCAACAAGAAGGACUAUGUGUCUAAGCAUGUUGAUUACAUCUUUAACACCUCCAUAAAGGACGUAUAUGCGGAAUUCCAGAGAGGAUUUUACAGAGUUUGUGACAAGGAAAUAAUUCAGUUUUUCCAGCCUGAAGAACUAAGGUCAGCCGUCACUGGAAAUACUGAUUUUGACUGGGAGGAAUUUGAAGAUAAUGCGAGGUAUCAACAAGGGUACCACAAAUCACAUCCUACUAUUGUCAUGUUCUGGAAAGCUUUCCACAAACUAACAUUGGACGAGAAGAGAAAAUUCCUCUUUUUUCUUACAGGAAAUGAUAGGCUGCCUGCAAAAGGCAUAAAGAAGUCUGGGAUAGUAUUUCGUUGUCCUGAAGGUCUCAGUGAAAAUGAUUGCCCAACAUCGUUGACAUGUUAUAACAUCCUGAACCUCCCCAAAUACACUACAAUGAAAAAAGUGGAGGAAGCGCUUAAAGUGACCAUCUGUAACUGCCGAGGGUUUGCCUCACCCAGACUCACACGCCGAUAAUGACCUCUGCAUGUCUCCGUGGGGCCGUCCAUUCUCAGGCCUCUCUCCCUUGGAUUCUUCUGUUCUUCCAUCCAUGUAACAAAUACACCUGGUUGAUACAUCUUAGUUAGAAUUAAUUGGCAAGUGUUGGAACAGACCAUAAGUUAUGA